AUGAAGAUCCUUUACCUGCUCUUUUCCCUCCUCUUCUUGGCACUCCAGGUUUCUCCAGGUUUGUCUUCACCCCGGCGGGACAUGUUUUUCUGUAGAAAAGGGUCCUGUCACUUUGGAAGAUGUCCUAUCCAUCUGAUUAAAGUUGGAAGCUGCUUCGGCUUUCGCUCCUGCUGCAAACCGUGAGCCAUGGCAGCUAUAAAAACUUCAUGGACUGUCCAUUCAAGAGCGAUGAAAAUUUCUUCUAAACCUAGGAAUUUGCUUUGAAUCCCCUUACUGCUAAAACCACCGGAUCCUGCUACAAAGCCUCAUGCACCUUUCAUUUUUAAUGCAAAAAGCAUUAUGAUGUAG
This is a messenger RNA of Aptenodytes forsteri (emperor penguin), 348 nucleotides long. RefSeq names its product antimicrobial peptide THP2. Gene Ontology annotation, biological process: defense response. The transcript has 3 exons. NCBI's taxonomy places the organism in Eukaryota, Metazoa, Chordata, Aves, Sphenisciformes, Spheniscidae. Gene Ontology annotation, cellular component: extracellular region. The record is from RefSeq and is a predicted model, not a curated record.